AUGAAAUACGACGGGACCAAGGAUCCCAAGUAUCUAGAAGGAGCCGCCGAUGCGAUCCAAUACAGGGCCUUCCCGGUAACCUUGGCCGGGCCCAUGAUCAAAUGGUUCAACGCCCUCCCGAACGGAUUUAUAGCCAACUUUCAUGAUAUUUUGGGAAAGUUCCUGGCCCAGUUCACCACUAAAAGUGCCAAAGCUAAACACCCUAUUAGCCUGCUUGGAGUCACCCAAAGAAAAGACGAAUCCACGAAAAAAUACCUCGAUAGGUUCAACGACGAGUAUCUAACGUUCGAUGGACUUACGGACUUAGUUGCAAGUCUUUCUCUGACUAACGGCCUCAUGAACGAAGACUUCUGGAAAAAUCUCACCACCAAGCCGGUCUGGACAAUCCACGAAAUUCAAAGCGUCGUAAGGGAAUACAUAAACGACGAAGAGAUGAGUCAAGUCGUGGUCGCCAACAAAUGGCAGUACGAAAACACGGCACCUCAUAAUAAGCUGCCACCGAGAGAAAUUCAAAAAGAACACUCCAAAUCGGCAAACACCAACCGACCACCCAGGGUGGGAAAAUUCUCAAACUACACCCCCUACCCGCCCCAUCAUAGAAAUCUACAACCAAAUAGCAGAGUGGGGCAUCCUCCCAAAGGCACGACAACUGAAAGAACGGAUAGGCGGCAACAAGAGCCUGUACUGCGACUAUCAUCGAAGAUACGGGCAUAA
Messenger RNA from Arachis ipaensis, 714 nucleotides. The record is from RefSeq and is a predicted model, not a curated record. Lineage: Eukaryota; Viridiplantae; Streptophyta; Magnoliopsida; Fabales; Fabaceae.